Messenger RNA from Chanos chanos (milkfish), 1146 nucleotides. It is a transcript of the gene mtif3, whose product is annotated as mitochondrial translational initiation factor 3. Lineage: Eukaryota; Metazoa; Chordata; Actinopteri; Gonorynchiformes; Chanidae. Gene Ontology annotation, cellular component: mitochondrion. Gene Ontology annotation, biological process: ribosome disassembly; mitochondrial translational initiation. Gene Ontology annotation, molecular function: translation initiation factor activity; ribosome binding. The transcript is spliced from 4 exons. Bases 211 to 1131 code for a protein of 306 amino acids. The record is from RefSeq and is a predicted model, not a curated record.
UACAUGUUUGUAGAACUGAAUGUCGACACAAUUGUUAUACUUUAUUUGUUUCACCAUCAUUUUUAAAGGCGCAUUAUACGGACAGAUAUUAAAAUUCUUGCAUACCAUCUGUAGCGGAUGAUAAACGAAUGCCUCAUAUUGUAGACCUAGCAUUUUAGCAAUUUUGUAUUGACAGCUUCGCAUGCAUCGACACGCGCUGUACCGAUCAAAAUGACUCUUGGUUGUCUGAGGCUAGCUCUCUGCCAUGCUGUCAGAGGGGCGUGUACCCACCACUAUCGCGCCGCCAGCCCGUCGCCUCUCACCGUGCGGUACAGACCCUCACCUCUCUGCCCUGUGUGGGGGAUUUUGGGAAGGUCCUCUCUCUUCUCCACCGAGGCAGAAGGUGGAGGGGGUGAGGAGACAGAGCUCCAGAGGAGGAAGAAGAAGCAGCAGCAGGACCCCCGUGCGAGAGUUACCAUCGGCAACGUGGGGAGGAAGAUUCCGCAGCGACACAUACAGCUUUUGGGCGCAGAGGGCGAGGAUUUGGGCACGAUGCACCGGGCAGACGUCGUAAGACUGAUGGACCAGAACGGACUUAAACUGGUUCCAGUCAACGAAAAGCUGGACCCGCCGGUUUACCGCCUGAUGAGCGGCAAACAGAUCCAUGAGGAGCAGCUGAAACUGAGGGAGAAACAGAAAAGCAAGGCAGGACCAGUCCAGGUGAAAGAGUUGACCAUGUCGGCGGACAUUGCUCCUCAUGACCUAGACACUAAACUACGACAGGUCCAGAGCUGGCUGGACAAGAAACAUCACGUCAGAGUCACACUCAAAACAGGACACCCCAGCAGCAGCAGCAGCAGCAGCAACAACACACAGCCGCUGGACUCCGCCUUGGAGGAUAUGGUAGGGAGAAUGGCAGCACCCGUGGGCUUUGUGUCAAAACCCAGAGUCAUCCGUGAGGGCAGAGCAGCCAUGUGCAUCCUCAGACCACCGUCAGCCAAAGAACUGCGUGAACACGUCGCCAAAAUUCCCCAGUCCCAGCACCCAGCCCGAGCCCGACCCGGACACACACGCCCCAGUCUCCGACCCUCCAACAGAGCAGUCCAACAUCACAAAAACAGAAUGAGAUUAACGCUAAAAAUACUUCAAUAAAGUUACACAGAGCUC